Messenger RNA from Acomys russatus (golden spiny mouse), 417 nucleotides. RefSeq names its product cytochrome c oxidase subunit 5A, mitochondrial-like. Gene Ontology annotation, biological process: mitochondrial electron transport, cytochrome c to oxygen. The record is from RefSeq and is a predicted model, not a curated record. The transcript has a single exon. The coding region runs from base 1 to 417 and encodes 138 amino acids. Gene Ontology annotation, cellular component: mitochondrial inner membrane. Lineage: Eukaryota; Metazoa; Chordata; Mammalia; Rodentia; Muridae.
AUGACCGUGAACUUCCUGUACCCCAUCUCGGCCCCCAGCCCUGCCGCUGCCGCUGUCUAUUCCAUUCACUGCUAUUCUCACGGGUCACACGAGACAGAUGAGGAGUUUGAUGCUUGCUGGCUGACAUACUUCAACAAGCCAGACAUUGAUGCCUGGGAAUUGCGUAAAGGGAUGAAUACACUUGUUGGCUAUGAUUUGGUUCCUGAGCCCAAAAUCAUUGAUGCUCAUUUGGGGGCAUGUAGAUGGUUAAAUGAUUUUGCUAGUGCUGUUCGCAUCUUGGAGGUUAAGGACAAAGCAGGACCUCAUAAGGAAAUCUACCCCUAUGUCAUCCAGGAACUUAGACCAACUUUAAAUGAAUUGGGAAUCUCCACUCCAGAGGAGCUUCCCAAAGACUCACUGCUAUUGCUACUUGAUUAA